Molecule: messenger RNA, 814 nt
Organism: Penaeus chinensis
Lineage: Eukaryota; Metazoa; Arthropoda; Malacostraca; Decapoda; Penaeidae
Exons: 5
Coding region: 18-680 (220 amino acids)
Source: RefSeq, a predicted model, not a curated record
AUACAAAGUCCCUCGCAAUGGGUCUUCUUUCUCGUGAAUCACUAGUAUGGGGAUUCGGCCUGACCUUGCUCUACGCGGCCGUCGGCGUCAUAGGUCACGGGCGGCUGAUGUACCCUCCGAGUCGGUCGUCAGCUUGGAGACUCGGCUUCGACACCCCGGAGAACUUCAACGAUAAUGAGCUCUUUUGCGGGGGCUUCGGGAUCCAGUACGGACAGAACGAUGGUAAGUGCGGAGUCUGCGGCGACAACUGGGCCGACCCUCAACCCCGAGACAACGAGGCCGGAGGAUUGUACGGGACGGGGCUCAUCACGGCUAAUUUCACCAAGGGACAGGAAGUGGACGUCGAGAUCGAACUCACGACGACCCACCAAGGCUACUUCGAGUUGCGCCUCUGCGUCAACAACGACCCGACGCAGAUCAUCACCGACGCCUGCCUGGACGAGCACCUCCUCGAACUGGCCGACGGAUCAGGCACCAAGUAUCCUAUUGCAACGGAGAAUGACUGGAUUUACGUGACGGCGAGGGUGAAGCUCCCUCAGGACGUCGCAUGCACUCAGUGUGUGCUUCAGUGGCACUACAGGGGAGGGAACAACUGGGGCGAGUGCGGCGACGGCACGGAGGGCAUGGGCUGCGGCGACCAAGAGAUCUUCCGGGCAUGCGCAGACAUCGGCAUUUAUUAGUACAAUGCCGCUUUUUACCUGACUCUGUUAUUAUGAAAUCAUACCAACUUUUUUUUUUUUGUAAUUAGUUAAUGGAUAUAUAUGAUAUUCAGUACGCUUGAUUGAUAAAAGAGAAUACAGUUUAAGAAAUCUUG